Molecule: messenger RNA, 1734 nt
Organism: Amaranthus tricolor (Joseph's coat)
Lineage: Eukaryota; Viridiplantae; Streptophyta; Magnoliopsida; Caryophyllales; Amaranthaceae
Exons: 4
Coding region: 246-1202 (318 amino acids)
Source: RefSeq, a predicted model, not a curated record
UUGUGAGUUACCAUUGUGAAGUGUGAACCCAAUUAAUUCAGAAACAGAAAAAAAGAUUGUUUUUUUUUCACAGGAAGUGUAGAUUCAGUGUAAAAGUGAAUAAAAUAUCAGUACUUUCCUUAGUAGUACUCUUAAUUGUACAAAUAAAUCAUCUGAGGGGCAAUUCUCCAUCUGGGUAGCCCCCAUUUUUGGCUGUAAAACCUUGGUUGUUGUUGUUGUAAGGUUGUAACCCACAUCAACCAAUCAUGCCUUCUGGUGCUAAGAAGAGAAAAGCUGCCAAGAAAAAGUUGCAAAAAGAAGCGCAUAACACUACCAACUACCAUGGGCCUCAUUCUUUAGGGACUGAAAAUGACAAUAAAUCCCAAGAUGAGAGAGAGAGUGAUGGAGGUGAAGGUGAAAGAGAGUCUUCUCAGGAACAUGUUAUGAAUAGUCAUGAAGAGGGUUUAAUGGAAGAAAGCUUGGGUGAACAAAAUGUUGCUGAAUUUUCUAAGGAAGUGAAAUCUGAGGAGGGUUCUAAUGAUGUUGAGGUUAAUGUUGAGGAUGAUAUUUGGGAGACUAAGAAUGGAGAGCAUAAGGGUUCGAAUUCGAGUUCGAGUUCUAGUAGUAGCGGUUCAGAUGACGAGGAGGUUGUGGUUGAGACGGAGCAGGUCCAAAGCUCGCUUCCUGAGACAUCUAUGGAGAAUCCUGUGAUUUCCGAGGUGGUGUAUAGUUCGGUUGAGGAGAGUAUUCCUGUUGAAGAGUCGGUCAAGCAAGUGGUGUCGGUUUCAGAAGAGGUAAAUGCCGAGAAUGAGAGUGCGAGUGUUGAGAAUUCUUUGAGCUCUAAUGUUAUUGAGUCGGAAUCAAAGCAAAACUUUGAUGAGGUUUUACAAUCAUCUGAAGAGAAAGAAAACGUGUCUUCUGGGCUAAAUGAUCAUUUGCAAGAGAAGAUUGAGACGAAGGUGAUUCAAGUUGUGGACGAGAGUUCUGGGGAACUCUCGGGAUCAGUAGACAUUGCACCUAGGGAAGGUGAAAGUUUUCCGCAGUCUUCUAUUGUAACUUCUGUGGAUGCUUGUUGUGAUGAUAACCAUGUGAAGGAAUCAAAGACGCAGAAAUAUGUCGAGGAGCAGCCUUUCGUAUCUUCUGCUCCAUUGCCAGUACGACAAACUUCCUGGAUGAAUUGCUGUGGGCUUUUUGAGGUUCUCUCGGGUGGAGCUGGUAGAUAAUAAUUGAAGCAACAAUUUCAACUUUCAACUUUCAAGCAAUGUAAGGGUAAAAGUGUGGUUACGAGAAAUAGAGAAACAUGGGUUUAUAGGAAACUAUUGAUACAUAGACAUUUUAAGGAUCACCGAGCUUUCCUCAUAGAAUUACUUUCAUAGUGCAAAAUCUCGAAUGCAGUCGUAGUUGCAGUAAAGGUCACAAAACAACGUUUCAUGGUCAAUACAGACGGUGUCGCGGUUAUUAUGGCCUAUAAUGCAUUGUGCGGUCUUAAAGAGGUGAUGGGGCCGAUAUUUUGCAUUAUGAUUGGAUGUACUACAUAAACCUUUUUUCUCGUACUAUUAUAUUGCUUUUGUUGAUAGUCGCUUUAUUUCUUCGAGUUUUCCUAGCACUGUGUUUAUGGUCCUGCACUUACAAAGUGCCUUUGUAUGUUGUUCAAUAUUUCAUUCAAGUACAUACUGAUACUGUAUGGUUUAAAGUAAAGAGUCUGCCUAUAGUAUGCAAGGAUUUUGCCCUAGAUUGGCUUACAUGUUUCUUUGA